This is a messenger RNA of Alexandromys fortis (reed vole), 7169 nucleotides long. RefSeq names its product tyrosine kinase with immunoglobulin like and EGF like domains 1 (gene Tie1). Gene Ontology annotation, cellular component: plasma membrane; signaling receptor complex. Gene Ontology annotation, molecular function: protein binding; ATP binding; transmembrane receptor protein tyrosine kinase activity. The record is from RefSeq and is a predicted model, not a curated record. Gene Ontology annotation, biological process: cell surface receptor protein tyrosine kinase signaling pathway; multicellular organism development; protein phosphorylation. The transcript is spliced from 25 exons. The coding region runs from base 3373 to 6786 and encodes 1137 amino acids. Lineage: Eukaryota; Metazoa; Chordata; Mammalia; Rodentia; Cricetidae.
UCUCAUGGGAUUUAGGAGGUUAGGAGUAGGAGCUGCUGCAGUGAGGUGCUCCCAUCAACCUAGCUAUCUGCAAGUUGUGCAGAGGGCUACAGGCCCACAACUUUGCUGGGUUGUCAGCUGUGCUAGGGUGGGUACUGGGGUGUGUAAGGGGUAGGUGCUGGGGUGGGUGCUGGAGUGGAGUGGGGGUGGGUGCUGGGGUGGGUGUUGGGGUAUAUAAGGGGUAGGUGCUGGAGUGGAGUGGGGGUGGGUGCUCGUGAAGGUGUGGGGUGGGUGCUGGGGUGGGUGUUGGGGUGUGUAAGGGGUGCUACUAAAGAAUGAGCAAACUCUACAUUUGUGUGAGAGUGUCAAGAGGGACAGAGGAAUCCCCUGAAAAAACACCCAAAGGCUAAAGCUAGACAAUCCGAGUGAUAAACUAAAUCACAUAGUGAUAGACGGGAGUCCAAAAUAUGAAAUAAAUACCUGUGGGUUCACAGUGCAGUAAAUAAAUGAUAGAUUAAAUACUGAAGUAGGUAAAAAAUAUUCCAAAGCUGAUGAGAUGAUUCAGCAGGCCAAGGUGCUUGCUGCUAAGUCUGAUGACCUGGGUUUCAUCCCCAGGACCCAAAGGACAAAACCGACUGUGAAAAGUUAUCAUCUGACCUACACACAUGGGCCCUGGCAUAUUCUCUCAUGUAUGCGUGUGCAUGUGCACACACGUGCCAAUAAAUAAAACAAAAAUUAAAAAAAAAGAAUUCCAAAUAAUGUAUGUAAAUGCUUCACCCUCCAGGAAGAAACGCACAAAUCCCCACUCCUUGAGCAAGAACAGGGUGGUAGAAAAGAAGAAAUGCUAUUUUACAGUGGAAAAAACCCGACAAAUCCUCAACCAAGAGAUGAAAGGCAAUGACGAGCCCUGUGUUGAUACUAUGCCCCUUUGAUACGACAUGACCACUUCACCCCCAGAAACUCAAAGAUCCGGUCUAAACAUGACCAAAACCACCAGGAAAAUUCCAGUAGAGAGACAUCCUAUAAAAUAUUAGAGCAGUGCUCCUUAAAAUCGCCAAGGUCACCUGAGCAAGGAAAUCCUGAGGAACUUGUAGCUAAAAGGAGCCCAAAGGAGCACAACAGCUAAAUGUACUUAUGUGUGUGUGUGGGGGGGGGGGGUCUGUGGAAAGGAGACACAGGGAAGACAGAUGAAAUCUGAAUAAGCGAUGGUCUUUAACCCUAGCACUCACCCCAGCACCCACCCCCACAUCCACCUCUGCACCGACUCCAGCACCCACCCGAGCACAUACAGGGUGCAGUUUAAUCACACUGGUCAACAGUGGUUCAUAAGUUCCAGGAAAUGAGCCAUGCUAAUGUCAGGUGAAACCAAUAGGUCAACCUGGAUGCAGGGUAGAUGGAAACUCUCUGUGCUAUCCAAAACUAUUUUAAAAAUAAAGUCUUGUUUUCUUUUUUGAAAAGACUUUUUCAUGUGUAUGUGUGUGAGCUGCAUGAGUUCAUGUGCACCACGUGAGUGCAGGAGCCUGCAGAGGCCAGAAGAGGGCGCUGGGUAUCCUGGAAUGGGAGUUUUAAGCAGUUGUGAGCUGCUAUAUUGGUGCUGGGAACUGAACCCAGGCCCUCUGCAAGAGCAGUAAGCACUCAGCCACCCAGUCUUCUCUCCCAUCCCAGAUAAAAUCUUUUCUUAAAGUGCUAUUUCUUUCAGCUAAGAAUGAAUUCACAGGAGCUGGUAACUUGGGGAGUGCCAUUAGGAGCGCCAGCCAUUGCUGCAUUUCCACUGGCCCAUUGCCCUGGCAGUAAGGAAACCCAGCCAGGAACUAUCAGCCUCAUCUUUGACAUCUACACAAGUAUCGGAAUGAAGGCCAGGCUGCCAAGCAGCGCUGGGUCCUGGAAGACGGGAGACAUUUCUUCCUGAAACUGUGGAAACAAAUCCAUCUUCAAGGAAGACCUCAUCCCUGCAAGGAGAGUGUGCCAAAAGCCCCACGUCACUGUUCAGUCAGGAAGUCUGGCUGCUCGGGGUCCCUGCAACCCAGAAAAGCCCAUACAUCUCCACAAUGACCUCAAAACUUCCCCCAAAGUGUCUCCUCUGUGCCUGCAGCUUUUGGAAUUUCCACAAUUUGGGAAAGAACAGCUUUAUUAGAAGUAAAUUAUCUGCCUGAUAUGGAGUUGACCAUCCAUGCCUUAUUUUGGGGAAAUAAUGUCUAGUUUCGCUCUCUUGUUAACUUAAUUCCUCGGGUAGCGGAGUUAACCUGGCAAUAUAUAGAAUGUCUGUUUAUGUUCACAUUAUUUUGAGCUUCUAAUCUUCCAGGGGCUGAAAAUUUGAGCUAUGCCUUGCAGUUUCAAUGCUCCUAUUGUAACAGCAGAUGUACUCCCAACCCACUCACCAUUUGUUUGUGGGGUGGUAUUUCAUUUGGCACUUGCCGUGGGUAAACCGAUGGUGUUUAAGUCACUUUCGACAUAUGUAAAAAUGUGUUUACACUUACGGGGCACUAUUUUAUAAAGCAAAUGUUUGUAUACAAACUCCGCAACAUUUGCCUUUUGUUGAGCUACAGACAAUUGCAGCCGUGUUCCGUUUCCCAGCUGAAAAUGGGGAGGACGAAAGGCCUGGAGCUUUGCGUGUGCUUAGGUCACAAUUUCUUAAACCUGCCCAUUCACAAAAACUUCAAUGUGUCUCUCCUGGAGCAGCCAGCACUGAGAAACCAAUGACAAGACCAGGAGUUUAAGGCCCAGCCUUGUCACAGCCUCGAGGCUUCCUAAAUUUCCCCACCUGUAGAAUGAGAAAGGCCAUAAAAAUAGAGUAUAAGGGUCUUCAUGCUCCUAAUCCCUUCUGUGACCCUGUGACCUGCUCUCUAGGAUCGGGGUAACUGUCUGUGUCCUGGAGCACAUGCGUGAAAAGUCACAUGAGCCUCAUUGUGUGUGUGUGUGUGUGUGUGUGUGUGUGUGUGUGUGUGCUGGGAGGAGGGGAGGCCCCAGAACAAUGUCCUGCCUCCAAACCUCCUCAAUAGGCGGAAACUACUGGCUUCCUCCCUUUCCUGUCUCCGGUGCUCCAGCAAAACAGAUGGAAAGGACAGAGGGGAUGGGAGAAACCAGUUCAAUCAUCCCCAGGUCUGUCCUUGUCAUAACACACACACAUACACACACACACACACACCUCAAGUGGCCCCCUUCCAGGAACUUCCCAGACACACCCAUCCCCAGGCUGUGGGGGCUGGGCUUGGGAGGACGAUAGGGUGGGAAGCAGAAUGAGGCUUUCACCCCUCACCCCUCCCACCCCAGCCAUCAUUUCCUCUUCCUCCCCAGCACCAAAGCACACUAAGCCUAACAGGCUGGGCACUCAGACCGACAGCAACUGACCCCAGGCCCAGCUGGCCUUGGCUGGCCCGGAUCAGCCUCCGGAGUAUGGUCUGGUGGGGGUCCCCUUUCCUACUCCCCGUUCUCUUCUUGGCCUCUCAUGUUGGUGCAGCUGUGGACUUGACUCUGCUGGCCAACCUGCGCAUCACGGACCCCCAGCAUUUCUUCCUGACUUGCGUGUCUGGUGAGGCCGGGGCAGGGAGGGGCUCAGACGCCUGGGGCCCACCCCUGCUGCUGGAGAAGGAUGACCGCAUCGUGCGCACCUUCCCACCUGGGCAGCCCCUGCACUUGGCACGCAAUGGCUCACACAAGGUCACGCUGCAUGGCUUCUCCAAGCCCUCGGAUUUGGUAGGCGUCUUCUCCUGCGUGGGUGGCGCUAGCACGCGGCGUACUCGAGUCCUCUAUGUGCACAACAGCCCGGGGGCCCACCUGUUUCCAGACAAGGUCACACACACGGUGAACAAAGGUGACACAGCUGUGCUUUCUGCACGUGUGCACAAGGCAAAGCAGACGGAUGUGAUAUGGAAAAACAAUGGAUCCUACUUCCAUACCCUAGAUUGGCACGAGGCCCAUGAUGGGCGGUUUCAACUGCAGCUCCAAAACGUGCAGCCACCAUCCAGUGGCAUCUACAGUGCCACCUACCUAGAAGCCAGCCCCCUGGGCAGUGCCUUCUUUCGGCUCAUCGUGCGGGGCUGUGGGGCUGGACGCUGGGGGCCAGGGUGUGGCAAGGAUUGCCCAGGCUGCCUGCACGGAGGUGUCUGUCAUGACCAUGAUGGCGAAUGUGUGUGCCCCCCGGGAUUCACUGGUACCCGCUGUGAGCAGGCCUGCAGAGAGGGUCGUUUUGGGCAGAGCUGCCAGGAACAGUGCCCAGGCACAGCAGGCUGCCGGGGUCUCACCUUCUGCCUCCCAGAUCCCUAUGGCUGUUCUUGUGGAUCCGGCUGGAGGGGAAACCAGUGCCAGGAAGCUUGUGCCCCUGGUCAUUUUGGGGCUGAUUGCCGCCUCCAGUGCCAGUGUCAAAAUGGUGGCACUUGUGACCGGUUCAGCGGCUGUGUCUGCCCCUCUGGAUGGCAUGGAGUACAUUGUGAGAAGUCAGACCGGAUCCCCCAGAUCCUCAAUGUGGCCACUGAACUGGAGUUCAACUUAGGGACAAUGCCUCGGAUCAACUGUGCAGCUGCGGGGAAUCCCUUCCCAGUACGGGGCAGCAUGGAGCUCCGCAAACCAGAUGGCACCAUGCUCCUGUCUACCAAGGCAAUUGUGGAGCCAGACAGAACCACAGCUGAGUUUGAGGUGCCCCGUUUGACUCUUGGGGACAGCGGAUUCUGGGAAUGCCGCGUAUCCACGUCCGGAGGCCAAGAUAGCCGGCGCUUCAAGGUCAACGUGAAAGUACCCCCAGUGCCUCUGACUGCUCCUCGGCUCCUGGCCAAGCAGAGCCGUCAGCUUGUGGUCUCUCCGUUGGUCUCCUUUGAUGGGGAUGGACCCAUCUCCUCUGUCCGCCUGCACUAUCGGCCUCAGGACAGCCUGAUUGACUGGUCUGCUAUCGUGGUGGAUCCCAGUGAGAAUGUGACGUUAAUGAACCUGAAGCCAAAGACAGGAUACAGUGUUCGUGUGCAGCUGAGUCGGCCCGGGGAAGGAGGAGAGGGAGCCUGGGGGCCUCCUACCCUUAUGACUACUGACUGUCCUGAGCCUUUGCUGCAGCCGUGGCUAGAAGGCUGGCAUGUGGAGGGUCCUGACAGGCUACGAGUGAGCUGGUCCCUACCCUCGGUGCCACUGUUGGGUGAUGGUUUCCUGCUACGCCUGUGGGACGGGGCCCGGGGACAGGAGAGGCGGGAGAACAUCUCAUCCCCCCAGGCCCGCACUGCCCUCCUGACUGGACUCACGCCUGGCACCCACUACCAGCUGGAUGUGCGGCUUUAUCACUGCACCCUCCUGGGCCCUGCCUCACCCCCUGCGCAUGUGCUUCUGCCCCCGAGCGGGCCUCCAGCUCCCCGGAACCUCCGCGCCCAGGCCCUCUCAGACUCUGAGAUCCAGCUGACCUGGCAGCAUCCUGAGGCUCCAUCUGGUCCUAUAUCUAAGUACAUUGUGGAGAUUCAGGUGGCCGGGGGCUCAGGAGACCCCAAGUGGAUGGAUGUAGACAGGCCUGAGGAGACAAGCACCAUCGUCCGUGGCCUCAAUGCCAGCACACGCUACCUCUUCCGGGUGCGGGCCAGUGUGCAGGGUCUCGGCGACUGGAGCAACACAGUAGAAGAGGCCACCCUGGGCAAUGGGCUACAGAGUGAGGGCCCAGCCCAAGAAAGCCGGGCGGCUGAAGAGGGCCUGGAUAAGCAACUGGUCCUGGCUGUGGUGGGCUCCAUCUCUGCCACGUGUCUCACCAUCCUGGCUGCGCUUUUAGCCCUGGUGUGCAUCCGGCGAAGCUGUCUCCAUCGGAGACGCACCUUCACCUACCAGUCAGGAUCGGGCGAGGAGACAAUCCUGCAGUUCAGCUCAGGAACCUUGACAUUGACCCGGCGGCCAAAGCCACAGCCUGAGCCCCUGAGCUAUCCUGUGCUGGAGUGGGAGGACAUCACCUUUGAGGACCUCAUCGGGGAGGGGAACUUCGGCCAAGUCAUCCGGGCCAUGAUCAAGAAGGACGGGCUCAAGAUGAAUGCAGCCAUCAAGAUGCUAAAAGAGUAUGCUUCUGAAAAUGACCAUCGCGACUUUGCAGGCGAAUUGGAAGUCCUGUGCAAACUGGGACACCACCCCAAUAUCAUCAACCUCUUGGGAGCCUGUGAGAACCGAGGUUACUUGUAUAUUGCUAUCGAAUAUGCCCCUUAUGGAAACCUACUCGAUUUCCUGAGAAAGAGCAGGGUCCUGGAGACUGAUCCAGCAUUUGCUCGAGAGCAUGGAACAGCCUCCACCCUCAGCUCCCGGCAGCUGCUGCGCUUUGCCAGUGAUGCAGCCAAUGGCAUGCAGUACCUGAGUGAGAAGCAGUUCAUCCACAGGGACCUGGCUGCCCGCAAUGUGCUGGUUGGAGAGAACCUGGCCUCCAAGAUCGCAGACUUUGGCCUUUCUCGGGGGGAGGAAGUAUACGUGAAGAAGACGAUGGGCCGUCUCCCUGUGCGUUGGAUGGCCAUUGAGUCUCUCAACUACAGUGUCUACACCACCAAGAGUGACGUCUGGUCCUUCGGUGUCCUCCUGUGGGAGAUAGUGAGCCUUGGUGGCACACCCUACUGUGGCAUGACCUGUGCCGAACUCUACGAGAAGUUGCCUCAGGGCUACCGUAUGGAGCAGCCUCGAAACUGUGACGAUGAAGUGUACGAACUGAUGAGGCAGUGCUGGCGGGAUCGUCCCUAUGAGCGCCCCCCAUUUGCCCAGAUCGCACUGCAGUUGGGCCGCAUGCUAGAAGCCAGGAAGGCCUAUGUGAACAUGUCAUUAUUUGAGAACUUCACCUAUGCGGGCAUUGACGCCACAGCUGAAGAGGCCUGAGUUGCCCACACACUGGAACCUGGCUCUGCUGGCCAGAGCAAACCCUCCCACGUGUCUGUGACUUCGGGCCCUUCUAACCACAAGACCCAAGCUGUCUCAAGAAAAUCUUUUAACUCAGAGGAAAAAAGAAGAGAACCAAGAAACACGGGCUGAGGGAAACAGGGGUCCCCGUUCUUGGCAGCUGCUCUCAGGGCCACCCUCUUUAUCCUUCCUUCCCGCUCAUUCUGUUCCUCGACGUGUGUGCUCCCCAUUCUUCUGCUCCCUACACCCAAACCCCACUUCUGAUCCCCCACCAAAAGCAGAAUGCAUGCCACUAACACCCCGCUUAGCCACCCCCACUCUCUGCUUGACCUCAGUAAAAAUAAAUAUGCUGAGUAGCCAGC